ACCCAAACAAGGGCAUGUAAGUUGUGACAGACAACCUUCUUGCCGGCUCUAGAAUGAGAUGUAACCUAACCACGACUGCAAUUUUUAGCUACCGGUAACUACGACCGCAAUGCCUCCCCGCGACAACACCGAUACCUUGGCCCCGGCCUCAGACCUCCAGCGCGCUCUCGGUGCGGCUCGCAAAACCCGCGAGUCCCAAGAACAAGCCUAUGCCGCUUUGGAGGAGUCUGUUGCCAUUGCUGCUGAAGAGCAGGCCCGGGAACUGCGUAAGGAGAAGGAAAGGGCAGACGGAUGGAAACAAAGGUCAGAUCUGUGGAAGGAGAGAUCGGAUACGUGGAAGAAGAGGGCCAAAGAUGCGGAAGCAAGAGAAACGGCAGUGGGGGAGCGGGAGAAGCAAAUCGAGGACCGCGAGAAAGAAGUCGAGAGGCGUGAAAAGGAGGCUGAGGAGAGAGAGAAAGCGAUUGAAGAGAGGGACAAGAGAACGGAGGCUCGAGAAGCGAGGAUGGAAUUGCGGGAAAAGAGGAUGGAACUGCGAGAAAAGACGAUGGAGGAGAGCCUUAAUAGCCUCCUCCGUACAAUGAAGGAUGUUCGUGUCAAGGACAAGCAGAUGGCCAAGGAGGAGGACAGCAAGGUCGGAGCGGAGCUGCGUGGCCUGCGCCGGUCGGUGACGGACCAAAUGACGGCCAUGAAGAGGGAUCUGGGAAGCAAGUUGGACAAUACCAUACAUCAGACUCUGGCUUUGCUUGAUGAGGAUCGCAAGCGGGCUAGAGAAGCUGAAGUUGGUCACGGCUGUGGGCAUCCGAGCAAGCGUGUGAGGCAGGAAGAAGACUUGGGGAGUAAUCUUGAGCAGGCUGUGUGGGCGGUGAUGAAGAAAGUGGACAACCGCAAAGGUGGUGAGGAGUACGGAAAGAUAAGUUUGGACCGCGCGUUGAGCCUUCUAGCAUUCAUCUACACUGAGUGCAAUGAGGCGAAGUUGGGUUUGUGGCUGGACUUUCAGCAUAACGCCCCAGCUGGGAAGGUCUUCUGUUUGUUUGGGGUCUUGAAUUUUGGGUAUAGGGACUUUAUGGUUUCCCAAGGAUGUUGUUGUUGUAGUCAGCCUGAUGCGACUGAUAUGAUCAUAGACCCGGAAUUGGUUUGGAAUGAUGAUGGCCACUGUGUAGUAGUGUCGGUAAUGGAUGAUGGUAGGCUAUUCUUUGAUUGGGCACCUCAGAACGACGAGGAAUACGACGAAGAGGCAAUGGAGAUUAUGGAGGCUGGGGUGGACCGGUAUACAGGGACUUCGUCCUUGUUGCCUUUGACAGAUAGAGGUAUGGAUGAUUAUUGAAGUAAGCCAUGUCAGUUGGUUCCAAGUUAAAGAAGAUGA
Molecule: messenger RNA, 1363 nt
Organism: Neurospora tetraspora
Lineage: Eukaryota; Fungi; Ascomycota; Sordariomycetes; Sordariales; Sordariaceae
Exons: 1
Coding region: 110-1324 (404 amino acids)
Source: RefSeq, a predicted model, not a curated record